Molecule: messenger RNA, 4185 nt
Organism: Guillardia theta CCMP2712
Lineage: Eukaryota; Cryptophyceae; Pyrenomonadales; Geminigeraceae
Exons: 5
Coding region: 1-4185 (1394 amino acids)
Source: RefSeq, a predicted model, not a curated record
AUGCAGGAUUCUCGUUUGCAUCCAUGCAAUGAACAUGGUCUCGCCCAACAAAUCCCCAAUGCGAGUAAUGGACCAUUGCUCGCAAACGGAGACGGAGCCAGCGCAGGCCCUCCCGGACUCUCGUUUGCGCACGAAUCCCGCGAAUGGCUGAGCUUUAUUCGUACAAGCUUGUUGCAGACAUUCUACGGGAUUUACUUCCGAUCCACAACAAGGGCAGGCAACUUCCUUGGGAAGAACUCACUAAUGAUAUUCCUGGGAUCUUCGGUGGAUCCUUGGAUACGAUACCAAGUGCUGCCGGUCCCGAGCUUGCUCAUGAGCUCUCUCUGCUUCAUAGCUUCUGUGUGCUUUCUGCUGGCCAUGGUGGGCAACACGUUGUAUAUGAUGUAUCAUCUUUCUGAGGUGGGUAAGACUAACCACAGACAUUUCCGUCUGUCCAUUGAGGAAUCUUUGAAGUAUGGUACUUCCGGCGUUAUCGAUGGAGUGACCUUCGGUCUUGUCCAUGAUUCUUGUGUCGUCUCCUUGCAAGGAGCCUUCAGGAAAGCUGCGGGAUCCAGCAUCUACCUCUCGUACCCCGAGCCCGUGGAAGCAAACGGGUUGUAUAUUGUUCACAACGGAACUUAUCCUACUAAGUUCUUGCUGGAAGCAUCUGAGGACUUGCAGACUUGGAGUGUCUACGGCGCUUCGUCCAAGCGAUUCACUUGCACUGGUUUCUUCCUGCUUGACUGGGUGUAUCGUCCAGACAUCGCGCAUGACUACACGAGGGAGUCUUCAUUUGCUUCCGAUGUUUGCCUGCAGCUGAGGCAGGAGGGGGACGACUCGAACUGUGACGGUCUGAUCUUCAUAAGCAACGGAUGGCGAUGGACGAUGCUCUUUCCAAUAGUUGGGAACAUGCUGAUCAUAGGGGCGCUGAUAUGUUGGAUUUACGUCUCAGUCAAAACAGAGUAUGCCAGCGUAAUGAAGUAUCCCCUGUUGAUCUUUUUGAUCUUGUGUGCUGCGGAGUCUCUGUCUUUUGCUAUCAUCUGGUGUACAUUGCCGACCCUGUCAGGUGUGACUCAGCCAGAGAACAGUAUGUAUGCAUGGGUUCUCUUUGUUUUGUAUCUUCUCUUAGCUGGGGCAGUCAACGUGAUGUAUGAAAAGUAUUUCUUGUCUAUUUGUAUAAUAUUCGAAAUUCUCUUCUUCAUCAGCGGUUAUGUCAACCUUUGGUAUGUGUACGGCAACUCGGUGCCCGUUUCAGAGUAUUUCUUGGCAUCUGUUUAUUUUGUCCUCAUCGCGGGAUUUUCUGCAGUCAUCCAUGCGAAAGGCGCCAAGAGAUUGCAUUUUGCAAACAAGAGGUUCGAAGGCUUUCGAACCAGAAUGAGGCAGAUGGUGGUUGACACCUUAGGGGAUACAAACGCGAGCUCAGUGUUGGACUCAAUAGAUAAAAAACUUGAGUUGCUGAGGUCCGGGAGGAGAAACACCGUAAUUCAAGAUUCUCCGUCCGCCAUGGACCUUGGUUCAAUGCGCUUCGAUCUCGCAGCAACCAUGGCCGACUUUGCCUCUGAUGCCGUCGUAUCUCAGGGGCCAAAGGACUCUCAUGUCGCUUGCCUUGACCAGUUGUUCAUCCAAGCAGAGAUGCUGAAGCCUUUCCUCAACGUGAAGGUGUUGGAGCUCGCGAUCAGGAACGAGGGCAUGUUGAAGUCAACGAGCGGGGAGUGGCUCUCUGCUCAAGAGCUCCAGAGUGACCCAGAAAUCUGUUCACGGGUGAAAUGGACGGAAAUCAAGAGCGUUCCGCGCAUUGUGAGCAAGAGCUUUUGUUCUUUGGAGGGGGAUUGUUCUCGGCUGACAGACAUCUGUCGGGAGAGGAUAGUCUUUGAAGACUUGAAAGCAAUCCGCAAGUGCCUGCUGCAUAUCAUACAAGAUCCGCAGAUUGUUGUGAUGUCCGGCAAAAACUCGAUGAAAGAUUGCCUCACGUCUACUCACGAGUAUCAUGUCGGCAUUGUACUGUCAGUUCGCCUCGCCAUGCCGCAGACUCACAGUCUUGGAAUUUCGCGCCAUGCGUGUGAGGUUCAACUCAUGCUCCGGAAGUUUGCAGAGUCGCAAGAUUCGACAAGUCAUGAAGACUACGUCGCAUACAGGAAUGCUUUUGACAGUCAGAAAACACGGGUGUUCUUUGACUUCAAGAAGACUCUGUCCUAUUGUGGCAAAGCGCACAAGUAUGCAAGCAGAGGCCCCACGUCUUCAGUCGCGAGUGAAACUCGAAACGCCGAUGUUUCCCACCCGUUGCUGGAGGAAAGCGAACACUGGGUUGAGAGGUUCUGUAGAUCGCGGGCCUGCCAUGCAGGCAAUGUGGUCAGCUCCCAGCUGUCUGUCAUUCACGAAGCAAUAGCGCGAGCAAGCUACAGCAGCUGCUUCUUCACCUCAACUCCCAUCGCUGCUGCUCUGUGCAAGCCCGUGUUCCAGAUGCUGUUCUGCUUGAUAGGUCUGGUGUACUUCAUUCAGGUCGGCUUCAUCGUUUACGGCUACAUGCACUCGGCACUCUUCGAGUACAAGGACUUCGUCUUCACAGUGAAGCAAUUUGACGGAGCCCCUCUCAACGAGGGGAACUUCACCCUCUCCUCGUUCGGGCUGCUGAGGAGGGGAUGCAGGGUAGCGUCCGCAUCUCGGAUCGUGCAGACAAGUCAAGUCUCUGCAGCGAUCUCCAUGAAGUCGUCGAUGGUUGCCGACGGGUGGUACUACGAGCUGCCAGCAGGGACCAAGUCCUCUGAUAUCCCGAUCUCCUUCCGCUUGGAAGGAUCGCAGGACGGGAGGAGCUGGAGCCUUGCUGGAGCCUCGUCCUUCAUCACAGGGGAGGCUGGCUGGGUUGCUCUGUCCGCAAGGCCCAAUGGGAACCUGAGGAACAAGUGGGGAUAUCAGUAUAACUACAUCCCGCCGACCAUAUGGCUUGUCUCGUGGCUGUUCUCCUACUUCCUGAGCGGGGUCUUGUACUGGAUUGCAGCGUUAUCGUCCGUCCUCCAUCUGUCUGUGUACGUCAAGCACAUCGGAGGAAUGGGAUACCUCUUCGACGUCAUCCUCACCUUGCUCCCCAUCCCAUGGCUGGUGGAGCAAGGGAACUCGGACGCAGCCAUAGAUUUCUUCUUGAGGGGAACGUGCUGGAUCAUGAUCGGGUACUUCAUCAGGUUUGCAGAGGCCUACUGGGUCAUCGUGAGUGCGUUCGUCGGGAUGUACUUCAUGGGGGUCGAAAUGAUCAUCAUGUUCCUCAUCCACGAGGACUCUCGGAACUUCUGGUUCCAGUUCCUAACCUCCUCCUUCAUACAGUUCGGAUCAGUGAUGUUCCUCUUCGGAGUCUUGUCCAUCGGUGCUCGCUGGCGCUUCCUGCUGAAGGCUGAAGAGUUGAUCAGAGGGGACAGAGACAGCUACAUGCACUGCUGGGAGAGGCUGUACGAGGACGAGUCCAACGUCGUCCACAUGGACAACCUGCAAGCCAUUGCCGACGCCGUCUCCUCCAAGGAGCGGAUCCGCCAGCGGGUCCCUGUGGACAUCGAGCAAGCUUGGAAGGACGUCGGCUUCCACGUCCCCUGCCGGAGGAACGACGUCAUCACUCGCAUCCAUUCCUUGCUACAUCCUGCUAGGCCUCAGUUCGAGGACGUGGAGUGUUUGGAUCAGCUGCUCGCGCAAGCGGAGGGUCUCGACUCGUCGAUGCGAUUCCUUUGCCAGCGGUGGGCGGCAGCAACCAACGGAUGCUUCCCGAUGCAAGGCAAGACAUUCAUGCGGUGGACGGAAGUGCUCGAGAAGAGGAUGACGGAUCAAGUCCAGUGGGCCAAGAUCAAGAGGCCGCUGAGGAUAAUCGAGAAGACCCUGCGCUCCUACCGCCACGACCCGAGCUACCUCUGCGACAUCUGCAGGCAGUGUAUCGUUUUCGAGACCAUGGAAGACCUUGACGUUGUGGUGGAGAGGAUCAAGAACAGGUUCGUCGCUCUCAAUCGUGGAUCGAAGCAUACCCUUCAGAAGGAGACAUACAACUCCCUGCACAGCACCGGCUACAGAGACGUCAUGGUCAACAUCCGGGUCGUCUCCGACCGAGCGAAGCAGCUGGGGCUGUCCUGGCACAUUUGCGAGCUGCAGCUCCUGCUGCUGGACUAUGCCAAGAUCAAGAGCGAGCUGGGGCACUCGCGGUACAUCCAGUGGAGGAAUACGAGGGGGGAGUGA